Cloeon dipterum is the source of this 1469-nucleotide messenger RNA. RefSeq lists its product as uncharacterized. The transcript is spliced from 12 exons. The record is from RefSeq and is a predicted model, not a curated record. The coding region runs from base 84 to 1469 and encodes 461 amino acids. NCBI's taxonomy places the organism in Eukaryota, Metazoa, Arthropoda, Insecta, Ephemeroptera, Baetidae.
ACGUACCAACCUGUAACAACAGGCAGUAUUUCGUUUCAAAUACGGCCGUGUCGAGAAACGAAGCAGGAUUGCGAUGCAAGGCGAUGAAAAUGACCCUUUUAACAGUUACAUAUCUCGAGGAACUGGACUGUUUGAGCAAUUUGAAAGCCGACACUUUUUGGACGAGCGGAUCGAAUGAAGAUAAAAACUGUGACUCUGAAAAGAAGUACGCGUGGUGCUCAACGGGCUACAACGUCUCUUCGUUGUUAGUCUCUUUGGACAAAUUUUGGCUGCCAACGACCGCUGCUCCUUCAACUCUUGAACGCUGUCUGGCGGUCGUCACGUCUAAAAAGGGGAUGGUGCACAGAAAAUGCUCAGAUUCUCUGCCUUUCAUCUGCCAAUUCUCCGUUGAUUGCCCUAAAACGUGCAGCAAAAAUAUGCCUUGGCUCGCGAGCUACCUUCAAUGUUGCGCUUUGGGAAUGGAAAGCCUAAACAUCGACAGUAAAACGGAGCAACUUGGCCUAACCAACUAUUCUCUUAGCUUUAAUAUAUCUGACUGGAAAGCAAACUUCAACUACUGGAGUUCCGGUACGUGGAAGGGGGCACCUGCGGGUCAGUGGUCUUGGUGCGAGCCCAGCGGGCCCUCAAUUUUCGCCCCGGGAAUCAUUUGGGAGCGCGGCCAGCCGGACAACAAUGGCGGGAACGAGAGUUGCGUUCACUUUCGCUUCGUUUUCAAUGCGACAGGCACCGUCAUGACCGACAGAAACUGCUCCAAUAAAUACAUUUUCGCUUGCAAGAUGGAAAUUACAACAACUCCAAAGCCAUGCACGGCUUUGUGCCCUAAGGAGACCUGCGUCCGAAACGACACCUUGUUCGACUCGGAUAAAAUUCUGAAGAACUUUUUCUCGUAUGGAAAUUGGUACGACGGGUGCGGACGCAAUUUUUUAAUUUACACAGCAACAGCUAACUCGUCCAAUUGGAAAACUGCUUGGAAUCAGUGCUGCGACAUCGGUUUGACCUUGGCCUCGAUGGAAUCGGCAGGAAAAUUGAGUUGCUACUCGAAAAUUAUCUCCAAGUUCGCUCCUGCGACCUACGGAGACUUCUGGCUUUCAGGAACAGACCUGGGAUGCGAUUCAAACUUCCGUUGGUGCUCACGGAGCCAGGAUUUUGUUGGACCUGAGCUUAGGUGGAAGGCGGGACACCCUCAAGCAGGUCUGGACUGCGUUUAUCUCGAGGUUAGAAACGGAUCCGCGCUUCUUGUGACUGCGAAUUGCAAUGAGGAGAAAAAUUUCCUGUGUGAGGUGCGGAAAAAAGCCACCUUUCAAAAGGGAAUGCAGGCGGAAUGCGCAGAAACUUGGGACAUCACAGCUGACCAGAUCGAUCUACUUUUAAAUGCGACAGCCUUUCUCGCAGCAUCCAUUUCGAUUAAUUUGAAGGUUUACACGAAUGUUCUAAUAAAAAUUUUGAAUAUCAAUGUUGUCCAAGGAUGA